Molecule: messenger RNA, 3442 nt
Organism: Geodia barretti
Lineage: Eukaryota; Metazoa; Porifera; Demospongiae; Tetractinellida; Geodiidae
Source: the annotation of a GenBank genome assembly
AUGUAUAACGACAUUGAGUGGGACAAGGACGUGAUAGUGGUCCUCAAGGACGUGCGGAUAUCUCCACCGUACAGCCCCGAAAACUGUGACGGCUCACAAUCAGCCUGCAACAGGAUCAAGAAGCAGAGCUGCAAAGUAGCAAAAGUGCAUCUGAAACCCUGCUCGUGUGACUCAGGAAUAGAUCUCAGUAUGGCCUGCAGUGUCAUGAAAUGGCUCUUGCUGGAAACCAUUCUGGUCCACCUGGGUAGAGCUGACUAUGACCUGCAAGUGGAGCUGCAAAGCUUCUCAAACCCUCAGCACAGACUAGCCACUGGAGACUGCUGUGAAGGGGCCAACACAGAGCCAACCUGUGUGGAAUUGUGUGACGUGGCGUUUGUCUUUUGUUGGAAGAGCUAUUCGUCCACAAGCACGUCUAUCCAUGAAAAUGCCUGCUUUUCACGAGGGUCUACCAUUGUGUACGGCAAUAAUGAUAGUAUCAAUUUUCCUCUUGCGCCACUGCCUUCAAAAAAUCCUCAGAAUCCUCUGAAUAAUCCACUUACAAUAGCAGGAGAUAUCUGGCCAGGUGGCAUGCAGCUGUUCAUACGUGCUGUACAUGAUAACGGCUCCAGCAGACAGCUAAUUGACCACUUUCGACUUCAAGAGAGCCUUGCUCCAGGAACCACCACUGAAUUUAGGACCUACACCGGCGUUGGUAACAAAGGAAAUGUAGUGGCUCGGUUUAACCUCUCGUGUACCGACAACUACUACCAGCCAAACUGCUCCACCUACUGUGCACCUCAAGACAGCAAUGAACUGGGUCAUUACGAAUGUGAUCAAGACACUGGGAAGAAAGUGUGUCGCUCUGGAUACUCCUUCCCUUCCACCAACUGCACUGCAUGUGCCACAGCAAGUGGCUGCACACUGCAGAAUGCAUACUGUGUUGAACCAAAUGACUGCUUCUGCCGUGUAGGAUACAGUGGGCCAAUGUGCCAGCAAGAUAUGGAUGUGUGUGGACACACCACGCCUUGUCUGAGGGGUACGUGCAUUAAUCUGGGACCCAACGUCUACGAGUGCCACUGCCCCACAAACUACUUUGGACCCAUGUGUGAACACUACUACGAGGACAAUGUGUCGUGCAGUGAUAUCCUCUGUGGGAAUAGAGGGGAAUGUAUCAGCGGGACUGGAAACACUUACAACUGCUCCUGUCACGAUGGCUACGGUGGAGUAAACUGCACCGAUGAUCUCGACAUGUGUGCUCACUUGGCUCCGUGUCAAAACGGUGCCACAUGCAUCAAUAGCGGCCCCAAUGCCUAUAGCUGCGAGUGUACUAAAGACUACAAUGGAUCACACUGCGAUACACCAACAGCAGUUGUACAAGUUCCAAAUUCCACAAACAUUACUAGACCAUCAGAGAGCUCUACUGCAGAGCCAACUGCUGUGUCAGAGUCCAACCAUAGCCUGCCGACUCUACCAGUGAUAGUGGGGUGUGUGCUGGGAGGUCUGGUUGUGAUUAGUGUCAUUCUCUGCGUACUCCUCUGUGCAAUGAAGAAGGAUUGCCUACCGAACAGAAGAAAGAUGCCUCGAGACCCAGACGCUUCAAACGUGUACACGGAUGUCCAGACUGCAAGCAGUCGCACUGUGUCAAACUCCAACCAGCAACCCUCAAGUUCGCCAGAUUCCAACCAAAUCUCUGACCCCAGCACUGAGCUUCAGCAGCAGCAGCAGUUCACCAACCCACUGUACAGUGAAACUGAUCACUACUCCUCGAUUGUCGACUACCCACAGCGACGCAAUUCCGGUACUCAGCUCUCGUCAAGCCAGUAUUUGAAUCCGGUUGAACUCUCCAACUCGUACAAACAGGAUAGAAACACGGACAAAAAGAACUUUGAACGUGUGCCUUCUCCCUGCUACAUGGUCAUACAAGAUCGUCAGGCGAGUUUUCAUAGCACUUCGACCCCCAUAUCACCAAACACUCCAACAAAGCAAAGUCUUCGAUCAACCUCACACAGUUUUUCUGGCCCAGAGGAUCAGUACAGUGAACCUGCCGAUUCCCUAAAAGCAGCAAAGCAACCCCCUCUGUACCACAUUCUUGAAAGUGGUGCACCGGAAUCUUAUAGUAACGGUGCUACCACUCCUCCUGAAGGUGUCCUGCCACUUUAUAUGGUGUUGGAGGAACCCGGUGAACCAGUGAAAGUGCCUGCUAGUUCAGAGUACGCCGAAGCCAUGGAGCUCUCUCGCCACCCACGUUCUAACACUGCUCAUGUUCUUUCAGACUACGAAGAGCUUGAUACAUAAAUCCAUCCACUCUAUAGCAUGCUGUUCAUCCAUGCGCAUGUGUUCUGUCACUUCUGAACACAAAAACGUGUCAAUGUUCCGAGCUUUGUGCCCUUAUGUCUGUCAAUUUGUCUCUAUACAUCAUCAUAAUUAUUAUAAAGCACAUCUCAAACUUAAAAAUCUACAUUGUAUAUACAAUCACUUUUACUGUUUAUUUCACUAUAUACUACAUUACAGUUGUGUCCGUUGUUCAGUUUUGCUCUCCGCCAGUAUUAGCAUCAUCUCGAGGUGGAGGUACCUUUGAGUCAGCCUGUGGAGCAACUGGUGGACUGGUCUCUGUUGAAGCUGGUGGUUUUGGUGAUGCUUCGGGUGGUUUAGCAGCUGACGGUAAUGUUUUGGGAAGUUUGGCCCCUGGUGGGGAUACGGGUGAGAGUGGUCCGACGGUGUUGACUCCCCCUGGUGGUCUCAUGGAUGACAGACUCAGUCGAGGAGGUGGGAAGUUGAGGGGGGCCGGAGUCAUCUUAGCAUGGCUACCUAGGCCAGUUGUCCCAGUAAGACCGGUCGUGAAGGGAUCUGGAGCUAUCUUGCGCCGAGGCAUGCUAGUGGUUGGAGACGUAAGACUCGGUAGUGGAGUGCGCAUACUGAUCGCUGGCAGUGGUUUUGGGGGGCUUCCAACCCCUGGUAGAGGUUUUGGUGGACUCCCGAUCCCCGGCAGUGGUCGUAUUUGGCCUCCAAUUGAUGGUCUUGGUGGGCUACCCCCUAUACCUGGUAGUGGCUGUUUCGGAAGGGGCCUCAGUGGUGUAGGAAGGGUAGGAAGGUUUGGCUCAGUGUCACCAUUCAUACCUUCUUCCCCUGAAGAUUGCAGAGCUCCUUUUUUGAGCAAUGGCCUCACUCCAGCAGGUGCCUUUCCUUUUCCAAUCUCUGGUCGUCCUAUUGGAGCCAAAUGUAGUGGCUUAUCAGGCAUUUUUGUCGGUCCAAAGAGGCCAGCCCCACCUAAUGGCAGCAGCCUGGAAGGGCGGUCGGGCAUGGCUGCACCGGUCGGGCCAAAAGUGUCCUGCUCUGUAGCCAGAGCUCUGCUGGCUUGCAGGGACACUAGCCCUCCCUUGACAGGAGGCAAAACAGACCGGCGAUCGAGACGGUUUGGAGUCUCUUGCUGUGAGGGCAUCUUUGUCAGUGGUGGAAGACCCUG